Messenger RNA from Spizellomyces punctatus DAOM BR117, 756 nucleotides. RefSeq lists its product as uncharacterized. The transcript has a single exon. The record is from RefSeq and is a predicted model, not a curated record. The coding region runs from base 1 to 756 and encodes 251 amino acids. NCBI's taxonomy places the organism in Eukaryota, Fungi, Chytridiomycota, Chytridiomycetes, Spizellomycetales, Spizellomycetaceae.
AUGUCCAUUGCAAAGAGUCAAUGGGGGCAAGUGACACACUUUGUAGGAGGCUUGCUACAUCCCAUAGCGUGUCGUGCUCUCAAGAUGGGUCUAGAGGAUCUCACCUUCGAGCAAAGCGAGUGUUUAUUAGAAAAUAUGGCUGAUAAUCAGAAGAUAUAUAAGGAUGACAAGGAGUUGCUAGAAUCACUUAAAGGUCAUCUGAGACGACUCCUAAAGUGGAAGAAGCGAGAAGAGACUCAACGGAAAUCUUCAUCUCUCAAGUUAAAGAGGAAGUUUGAAGAGUUCGAAGAGUCCGAUGGUGAAACCUUGAGUUCUGGUUCUUCAUCUGAUGCUGACGAUUCCGAUGAUGCCGAUGACAGCGAUUACAGUCCACAAAAGGCUAAACGCAGACGUGUCGAGAAAGAGAGUAUGCCAGGCGCGGAGCGGUCAAGCCCGGUGCAGACCCAUAUCCCGGCGCAGAGCCAUAUCCCGGCGCAGAGCCAUAUGCCAGAAGGCAUGCCGGAAGGCAUGCCGGCAGGCAUCCCGGCAGGCAUCCCGGCAGGCUUUCCUGAGCCUGAGCGUGAUGGGGAAUCCGCUAAUUUAGAGCAAAUGCUCAUGGAGCGUAUCGAGCAGCAGCAGAUGCAGAUUAACGCACUCAUAGCAGCUAGCAUCCCUAAGCGCAGAAAGAGCGUCAAGGCUAAAGUGAGCGAUCAGGACAUUGUCCAUGCUGAUGUUAUCAAUCCUCCAGAUGUAGGAAGCAGUAGCGCCGCUGCUUGA